Molecule: messenger RNA, 2584 nt
Organism: Chelonia mydas (Green sea turtle)
Lineage: Eukaryota; Metazoa; Chordata; Testudines; Cheloniidae
Gene: TTC36
Product: tetratricopeptide repeat domain 36
Exons: 3
Coding region: 1179-1652 (157 amino acids)
Biological process (GO): cilium assembly
Molecular function (GO): protein binding
Source: RefSeq, a predicted model, not a curated record
UAUUACUUUUUGUGUUGUAGUCCCAUAGAUGUGACUGGUGCACUGCAAAAGAGAUGAGUCCCUGUCUCAAACGGGGAUGGUUCUUGACAGGUAACCUUGAAACAUAAGGGCAUGCAGUGAUGUCAUGAAAGAAAAGUGACCUGUGGAAGGGUAAGGAAGAAGACCUCGUCCCUCCCAAGUCCUUGAUCCCUCAUAGUCACAGAACAAGUGAAACACCAUUUGUAAAAGUCACCCAGGUGUUAAGCAGACCCCGUGUGUGUGUGUGUGUGUGUGUGUGUGUGUGUGUGUGUGUGUACCUUGUGACUUGUGUGUGGGAUUUUCUGUGGCACUGGGCAUCCAUGUUCUAAGCUCUUAGGGAAACAAACAUUCACAUAUAUUCAGCAUCUCCCUAGCAUCUUGGCCUGUGAUACAGAAUUAGUUCAAAGCUCAACCCACUGGAAGAAGAGUUUGCUAUCCAAGUGGUCUAUAUGCUGGUAGAGCCCUUAGGCCUCAGUUAGGGCCGCAUUGCAGGGCGCUGUACAAACAGCCAGCCAGCCAACAGCCACAGAUACACUGAGGGAAUAUGGAUACAACAAACAAUCCAACGACCCUGGGGAGGAAUUGGCCCUCCUGGGUUAGUUUCAUGGAUGGUGGAUGGCUGGUUUCAGUUGAGGCAAAGGAAAGAAGGGGAAGAACAACAGGCCCCACUUGUCACCUGCCCAGCAAUGCCCUCUGCUAUGGUGCCUGGAAAACCAUCCAGAGGGGCAUCCUGAGAUGGACAAGGCAAUGGCAGUGGGGAUUUUAUCAGGGGUUUUCCUCAGGCGUGAAGGCAGCACGGAGGUGUCAGAGAAACUGCCUUGUGGGCAGUGAAGACUGGGAACACUGGCAGAGCGAACACAGGUUGACAUCACCAUAGGUAAGUAGGUCACCAAGUGGAGUGGGGCAACAUUAUGAACUGCCUUGAAGGUAAAGACAAGUAUCUUUUAUUUGAUACACAGGUGAAGGAGAAGCUGGCGGAGGGACUCAGGGCCUGACGUCAGAACUCCGAGAAUAAGAUCUUGGCAGAAGCAUGGUGAAGACACAAGGGGAGAAAGGGUGCAGGAGUCCAGGCCAGACAAGGAGAGGAUUCUGUAGCCAAGACAUUCAGGGAUCCGGGCUUGGACAACAAUUCUGGCUGUGUAUGCAGGGGGGAAAGGCUGAUGCCAGAGGAGACGUAUGGAGCUUUCACCUCAGAGCUGCUGGAGCAAGUCAAAGAGCUGGAGCUUCAGGGAGUUUUGGCAGCUGAAUCAGGAAAUGUGAACAUGGCCCUUGAGAGAUUCAGCCAGGCCAUUUGGCUCCUUCCGGAGCGAGCCUCGUGCUACAACAACCGUGCCCAGGCCCUUCGUCUCAAAGGGGAUGUGGCAGGUGCCCUGCAGGACCUGGACACAGCCCUGCGCCUCAGCAGGGGCACAGGCCGUGUGGCAUGCCAGUGCUUCGUGCAGCGAGGUCUCAUCAAUGUGCUGCAGGGCCAUGAGGAUAAUGCCAGGCAGGAUUUUGAGCAGGGAGCCAGACUGGGUAGCGCCUUCGCUCGGCACCAGCUGGUCCUGAUGAACCCCUAUUCAGCGCUCUGCAACCAGAUGCUGUUGGAGAUGAUGAGGAAGCUGCAGAACCCAGACAUCCAGGGAAGCAACUAGAGCCCAUCUGUCCAGGCAAGGGGUCAGCUGAGAUUGUUCCAGGGGAGAGGGUUGCCACUGAAUCAUUCUGCUGGGCCAGGCAGACAGGAUGCCUUCCACCUGCCCCACAUAGAAUCCUGAACUCUCCACUGGGUCAAGGGCAGCCGAGAUCAGGGGUCUCAACCAUUUUCUUUCUGAGCCUCCCCCCCCCCCGCCCCCAACAUGCUAUAAAAACUCCAUGGUCCAGCUGUGCCUCAACAACUUUUUCUGCAUAUAAAAGCCAGGGCCGGUGUUUGCAGGUAGCAAACAGGGCAAUUGCCCGGGGCUCUGUGCCACAGGGGGCCCUGCAAAGCUAAGUUGCUCAGGCUUCGGCUUCAGCCCCAGGUGGUGGGGCUCGGGACCCUGGGCUGCAGUCCUGUGUGGCAGGGCUUUGGUUUUCUGCCCUGGGUCCUAGAAAUUCUAAUGCCAGCCAUGCUUGGUCGACCCCCUAAAACCUGCUUGCAGCCCCCUGGUUAAGAACCCCUGGCUUAGAUUGGUGCAUCCUGAGCAACGGCCGGAUGUUUGUAGGGAAGUUUGUCUUUUGCAGAGCCUGAGGCAUCUCAAUCCUGGCCACCUCCGCUGGCCUGGCACAAGGCAUGAUCUGCAGUGUCUUUGUCAUAGGCAGGUUCCCAGCUGAGGCCCCCAGGCAGGUGAGCCACUUGGCAGGAACUCGCCAGGAAUGGGCCACAGUGUACAAACCAGCACAAGCCACUUCCUCCCCAGAAGCAUUUGUCGUUUCUCGUAAAGCUUUCGAACCUCAUGAGUGGAUCGGCUGGAUUGGAAUCGCACCAUGUUCUGGACAGGCCUCCCCUGCGGCCGUUUCUCUCACUUGCCUGCUCCAGAGAAGAGCUGACCCUGCUUCAGCUUGGGCUUUGGUCUUCCCUAUCACAAAUAAACUCUCUAGUUUGACUGGC